This is a messenger RNA of Durio zibethinus, 1628 nucleotides long. Lineage: Eukaryota; Viridiplantae; Streptophyta; Magnoliopsida; Malvales; Malvaceae. The record is from RefSeq and is a predicted model, not a curated record.
CACCAAACCAAUAACACCCCAGAAAUCGGCCACGUCAACAAGCAUCAGGGCUACAAUCGACAAUUCAACAACUCAGCCGCAGCUUCUGGAUCCGUCCGUGUAAAGAAAUCCAAACCACCAUCGCCGGCCCACACUCUGCACCCUAAAUCCACCCUUCAAUUCAAUUCCGAAACAUUAAAAACCAAAAAUCAACUACGAACUAAAAAACGGAUCGAUCAGAUUUUUUUUAUAUAAAUUGGAUUCGAUUGAUUGAGAGGAAAAAGAAAAGGAGAGGUUUUGAGUUUUUUGAUGGUGAUAAGAGAUGCCGCCCAAGCAAGCCUCAAAGGCAGAGUUAGCGAAGAAGCAGAAGAUCGUAGAGGACAAGACCUUCGGUCUCAAAAACAAGAAUAAGAGCAAAAAUGUUCAAAAAUACGUCCAAAAUCUUAAGCAAUCCGUACAACCCAAACCCGACGCGAGUAGAAUCGCUCAAAAGAAAAAGAAAGAGGAAGAUAAGGCCAAAGAGAAGGAGCUCAAUGACUUAUUCAAGAUUGCUGUUACUCAGCCGAAAGUGCCUGUUGGUGUUGAUCCCAAGUCAAUAGUAUGUGAAUUCUAUAAAGUGGGACAGUGCACUAAAGGUUUUAAAUGCAAGUUCUCACAUGACAUGAAUGUUCAGAGGAAAGGCGAGAAGAUUGACAUUUACAGUGAUAAGCGCGACGAAGAAACAAUGGAGGACUGGGAUCAAGAAACUUUGGAGAAGGUCGUGGAGUCAAAGACGAAGGAGUAUCAGCAGAAUAAGCCUACUGAUAUUGUUUGUAAAUAUUUUUUGGAAGCGGUGGAAAAGAAACAAUAUGGUUGGUUUUGGGUCUGCCCAAAUGGUGGUAAAGAUUGUCAUUACAGGCAUGCUCUUCCCCAAGGAUAUGUCCUAAAGUCUCAGAUAAAGGCUCUGAUAGAGGAAGAGAGUGAAAAAACACCAAUUGAGGAUGAGAUUGAGAAUCAGAAUGACCGCAUGAGGUAUGCCUUUCGUGCCAAAUUAAAAACUUCAACUCCUAUGACUCCCGAGUUAUUUAUAGAAUGGAAGAAGAAGAAGAUAGCAGAAAGAGAUGAGAGUUUGGCUGCACAGAAGGCAGAAAGGGCUAAGAAUGACCGCAUGAGUGGUCGUGAACUAUUUAUGUCAGACGCUAGUUUAUUUGUGGAUGAUGCUGAGGCAUAUGAGAAAUACCAAAGAGAGGAAGAAUCUGAUGCUCCAGAAAAUAAGGCCAAUUAUGAUUCAUCUGCUGCUGGACCAAGUACCUCAGCAGCAACUGCUGCUGAUGCUGAAGCUCUUCCGGAUGACGACGACGAUGAUGAUGAAUUGGACAUUGAUGAAUUAAAUGAACUAGAAGCAAGCUUAGCAAAAACAUCAAUUCAAAUUCAGGAAUAUAAUGCAGAAGCUUAAUUUUGAGAUGCAGAGUCUUUAGUCCACAUGUGUUUUAAAGUGUUGACUUUAUGAUCCUGCUGCAAAUUACUUGCCAUCACGAUUUCACCUGUCGCUUAAGACUACUGAGCUUGAUGUUAUCCUGGCAGAGUGUCAUAACGGCUUUGAGACCUUUGAGACCGUAAGAUGUAAUCGUGUUUUAAAAUCGAGAGAAAUAAAAAGGAGUCGUCAUCAA